Messenger RNA from Penicillium coprophilum, 807 nucleotides. RefSeq names its product phosphomannomutase SEC53 (gene sec53). Gene Ontology annotation, cellular component: cytosol. Gene Ontology annotation, molecular function: phosphomannomutase activity. Gene Ontology annotation, biological process: mannose metabolic process; protein N-linked glycosylation; GDP-mannose biosynthetic process. The transcript has 5 exons. The record is from RefSeq and is a predicted model, not a curated record. NCBI's taxonomy places the organism in Eukaryota, Fungi, Ascomycota, Eurotiomycetes, Eurotiales, Aspergillaceae. Bases 1 to 807 code for a protein of 268 amino acids.
AUGACUGAAGCUGCCAGUAUCUACCCCCCGUUGGAGAGCCGUCCCAUGAAGGACACGGUCGUUCUGUUCGAUGUUGACGAGACUCUGACCCCCGCAAGACGGCAUGCCUCCCACGAGAUGCUCGAGUUACUCUCUCGAUUGCGCCACAAGUGCGCUAUUGGAUUCGUUGGCGGCUCGAACCUUGUCAAGCAGCAAGAGCAACUUGGCUCACCAACCAUCGAUGUUACCACCAUGUUCGAUUUCUGCUUCUCCGAAAAUGGUCUGACUGCAUUCCGCCUCGGCAAGCCACUCGCCAGCAACAACUUCAUUCAGUGGCUCGGGGAGGACAAAUACCAAGCACUGGUGGAUUUCGUUCUUAAGUUCAUUGCCAACACCAAGUUACCCCGCAAGCGUGGUACUUUCAUUGAGUUCCGUAAUGGAAUGGUCAACAUUAGCCCCGUUGGGCGUAACGCAAGCGUUGAAGAACGUGAUGAGUUUGAAGCUUUCGACAAGAUCCACAACAUCAGAAAGACACUGGUGGAGCUCUUGAAGAAGGAAUUCCCCGACUAUGGUCUCACCUACUCGAUCGGUGGUCAAAUUUCUUUCGAUGUCUUCCCCACCGGCUGGGACAAGACCUACUGCCUACAGCACAUUGAAGCUGAAAAGGAAAUCUCGGGUAUCGAUUAUAAGACCAUCCACUUCUUCGGCGACAAGACUUUCGUCGGAGGAAAUGAUUACGAGAUCUACGAAGACCCUCGCACCAUUGGACACUCCGUUGAUGGUCCUCAAGACACCAUCAACCAGCUGAAGAAGCUGUUUGACCUAUAG